Sesamum indicum (sesame) is the source of this 1035-nucleotide messenger RNA. Lineage: Eukaryota; Viridiplantae; Streptophyta; Magnoliopsida; Lamiales; Pedaliaceae. The record is from RefSeq and is a predicted model, not a curated record.
AUGAAUUAUGGAGUAAUAUAUAGGAACAAUGAAGCAACGUUCGAAACGUCAACUGCCAACAUUUUUGGAUUUCAGGCAGUAAACCAUGGCAUUGAGAGUUCCUUCCUAGAUCAAGUGCGCGAGCUCGCCAGAGAAUUUUUCCACUUGCCGACGGGGGAGAAGCAGAAGUACGCCAGGCCAAGCGAUAACUUUGAAGGUUAUGGCAAUGAUAUGGUUCUCUUUGACAACCAACUCCUCGAUUGGGUUGAUAGGUUGUAUCUUUUAGUUCAUCCGCAAGAUCAGCAAAAGCUCAGAUAUUGGCCCGAAAACCCCGUAUCUUUCAGAGAUAUGUUGUAUGACUAUACUGCUAGGCUGAGACACAUCGAAAACCAGCUCCUCAAAGCAAUGGCAAGGUCAUUAAGCUUACCAGAGGAUAGUUUUGUGAUGCAAUUUGGGGAGCGACCCUCGAUGUACGCAAGGUUCAACUACUAUCCACCGUGUGCGAGGCCGGACCUAGUUGUCGGGCUCAAACCACACGCAGACGGUUCAGGGAUAACCAUCCUCUUGCAAGACGAACAAGUAGAAGGGCUUCAGCUGCUGAAAGAUAAUCAGUGGUUUCGUGUUCCUAUAAUGCCUUACGCUCUGGUUGUUAACGUCGGGGACCAACUUGAGAUAAUGAGCAAUGGGAUAUUCAAGAGCCCGGUGCAUAGAGCACUUACAAACUCGACAAGGGAGAGGAACACAUUUGCUAUGUUUUGCGCCCCGGAUCCUGCAAAAGAGAUUGGGCCGGUGGAGGAACUUGUGGAUGAGAGGAGGCCGAGAGCGUUCAAGAAAAUAAAGAACUACACGGAGAGUUAUUUCCACUAUUAUCAGCAGGUUAAGAGGCCGAUCGAUGCAGUUAGAGUUUAGUUUCUUUUUCUGGGUUUCUGGUUAUGAUGAAUGUGAGGGUACCUUUAAACUACAUGAGCAGCUGAUCAUAGGAAUCGCGUACCGAUAUAUAACAAGAAUUACCAUGGUUGGUUUAAUACCUGGAAAAUACAAGUCCAGAAUUCUUCA